Seminavis robusta is the source of this 2351-nucleotide messenger RNA. Lineage: Eukaryota; Bacillariophyta; Bacillariophyceae; Naviculales; Naviculaceae. The record is from the annotation of a GenBank genome assembly.
CGCGGUCUAACCGGGAUUAAACUGCCGUGCAACCUUCCAGAGCCCCUUUUCGGGAUGUGGACCAGGCUGCAGAGCCCUCAAAGAUAUUGGUAGCAAGCCAAUGGGCAUGGUUCCGUGUCGCAAUUGUACCCUCUCCUCCUAAAGACUACAAAUAAUCUGAGUUAUCAGGAUCUUGUAGUAGUAUACAUAAGCUAUCGUCGACGAUGACGACACAGAGUGGUGUUAGCUUCAGCGACACAUCAGUGACUCACAGCGAUCGGUCUGUGGAUCCCAACGCAGUCAUCUCUCAGACAAAGAAAGCGUCUCCCAACAAUUCUACCUCCUUCCGUUCCUCGGUCCUUCGCUCCAACCUCACGAGAGAUCACAAGAAUCGAGAUCCCCUGUUCUACUAUGAAGUACAGAAGGUCCUUGGUGUUGGUUCCAUGGGAUCCGUCGUUAAGGUUCGAAAACGUGACGAAGUGGUGGGAGGGUCGGCACGGAAAUCUCUUCAAGGAACUUUCCGGAGAGAAAAACUAAUGCAAGAUUGUGUCAACGUGCCCGUCGUUGGAUGGAUUGCCAAGCACUGUCUGUGGAAUCCGCUGGGGAAUCAUGAGCAACAAUUGAACAAUUCAUCGUCUACCAGCUCUGUGAGGAACCUACUUUCUUUGGGUAGCAAGUCGAGCCCCUUCAAACCCGUAGGUGGCAGCAAUGAAAGCGGCGAUUCCUUGGAGACACCCAAGAAGGAAAAGUAUGAGAUGAAUUACGCCAUGAAAUCCAUUCAUUUGAGCAGAGUUACAGACCAAACUUUUGUGGAAGAAUUGCGGAAUGAAGUGUCAGUCUUGAAGGCGUUGGAUCAUCCCCAUAUUGUUCGUUGCAUUGAGACCUUUGAACACAGACAUCAAAUCUUUAUCAUCAUGGAGUCAUGUAGUGGAGGCGAUCUUUACUCUCGCGACCCGUACACCGAAGAUGAGGCUGCAAGGAUCAUCAGCUCAAUCCUCAGUGCAAUCAGUUACAUGCACCAGAGACAAAUCAUUCAUCGAGACUUAAAAUAUGAGAAUGUCUUGUUUGUGAAUGACUCGGCGCAGGCAGAGAUCAAGUUGAUUGACUUUGGACUUAGCAAGAGGUAUGGAAAGGAUGAAGAGCUCAUGGAAGGUGUCGGUACGAUCUACACAAUGGCACCUGAAGUGCUCAAGGGCAACUACACGGAGGCUGCUGACUUGUGGUCUGUGGGUGUACUUGCAUACAUGCUCUUGAGUUCCCAAAUGCCCUUCUUUGGCAAGAAGAGACGCCACAUCGUUGAGUUGAUCAUGAACUGUCGUUACAAUUUCAAAGGAAGACGCUGGAAACGUGUCUCAAAGCAAGCCAAAGCUUUUGUGGAGGAUCUCUUGGUGUUGGAUUGUGAUGACCGUGCGACUGCCGACUGUGCGUACCGAUCGACCUGGCUGAACAGACGACAAAUGGAAACCGUUCGAAAUCCCCACGAAGAAGAAAAUGAAAAGGCGCAACAAUCGUUGUUGAAGUAUGCUGGGUAUUCGAAACUGAAAAAAGUGGCCAUGAUGGUCGUGGCCCAUAAGUCCAACACUGAAGAAAUUGGGAUACUGAGAAAGAUCUUCUCCAAGUACGAUACCAACAAGAGCGGUGACAUCACAUACCAAGAGUUUGUCGAUGCCUUGUCAUCGUCAGGUUACACAGAAGAGCAACUGAAACCUAUCUUUGAGGCAGUGGAUAUCGAUGGUUCGGGCCACAUUCGGUACACCGAAUUCCUUGCUGCAACGUUGGAGUUGCAUGGAGCAAUUCGCGAGGAGCUCCUAGCAGAAGCUUUUGACAGGUUGGAUUGCGACGACAGCGGGUACAUAUCAGCUGCCAAUCUCAAGGAGAUUUUGGGAGAUGGGUUUGAAUCGAAUGAAAUCGAUGAUAUCAUCAAGGAAGCUACCGGCGGGAAGCAUGACAAGAUCUCCUACUCGGAGUUUUUGAAGCUAUGGGAAGAGAAGAAAGAGAACGAGCGCGAACAAAUGAUCCAAGAACUGACUGACAUGGAAGCUGAGAACAAAUCCGUCUCCUCUCUAGAUUUUGAAGACGAGGCCGAAGCUAGGGCCGAGUUCCUUGGAAAGAAAAUCUCCUCAUCGGCAAAGCUUGUCAUGUCUGAGACCCCUUCGCGAGUCGGCUCUGGCGGGUCAAAGCAUGUUGGUUUCGAAGAAGGAGUGGUUCUCAUUCCGACUCAAGAAGCAGAUAUUUAGAAAUGGUUGUUCAGUUUAGUAUCGUCUAUUGUCGAUGGAUUGGUGAAUGUCAAUGGGACAUUUUGAAAUUGUUUUGUUUGUACAGCGUUCGGUACCACUAACAUGUUAUCUAGUCGCCCGUUGGCCCACUUUUUG